CCUCCGCCCUGAAGUUAACCAGCUCAGUCCUCGGUGCAUCCCGCUCGCCGGCCCCGCUCACUCCCGGGCCAGGAUGGCAUUCUGUCUGGCCCUGCGCAUGGCGCUGCUGCUCUUCUCUGGGGUCCUGGCCCCCGCGGUGCUCACAGCCGAGGGCCCGCAGGAGCCCGUGCCCACCCUGUGGAACGAGCCCGCCGAGCUGCCGUCAGGAGAAGGCCCGCUGGAGAGCACCAGCCCCGCCUGGGAGCCCGCGGCCAGCGCUCCGCCGGCGCCCACCGCCGCUGCGAGCCCCGAGGACAGCACCGCGCAGGAGCGUCUGGACCAGGGCGGCGGCUCGCUGGGGCCUGGCGCCAUCGCGGCCAUCGUCAUCGCCGCCCUGCUGGCCACCUGCGUGGUGCUGGCGCUCGUGGUCGUCGCGCUGAGAAAGUUUUCCGCCUCCUGAAGCGAAUAAAGGGGCCGCGCCCCCGCCGCGGCGCGACUCGGCGGCACCCCGGGUGCGCGCCCCCGUGUC
Molecule: messenger RNA, 508 nt
Organism: Camelus dromedarius (Arabian camel)
Lineage: Eukaryota; Metazoa; Chordata; Mammalia; Artiodactyla; Camelidae
Gene: SNORC
Product: secondary ossification center associated regulator of chondrocyte maturation
Exons: 3
Coding region: 74-439 (121 amino acids)
Biological process (GO): cartilage development
Cellular component (GO): cell periphery
Source: RefSeq, a predicted model, not a curated record